AAGAAGAGGCUAGAAUACACUCAGAUUCAUUGCCUAUAAAUACCACCAUACUUUAGUUUAUCCAUCACCGAGCAAUCAAGCAAAAUAAGCACUACAAUCUAAAAUUAAAGAAAUCCUCUGUUUUCUUCAAACAACAAAUGUCUCUGAUUCCAAGCUUCUUUGGUGGUAGGAGGAGUAACAUCUUCGACCCAUUUUCUCUCGACUUAUGGGAUCCCUUCGAGGGCUUCCCAAUUUCAACCACCAUUGCCAACACCCCAUCCUCUGUUCGUGAAAUCUCUGCUGUUGCAAAUGCAAAAAUCGAUUGGAAAGAGACCCCACAAGCUCACGUCUUCAAAGUGGAUGUUCCUGGGAUAAAGAAAGAGGAGGUUAAAGUUGAAGUAGAAGAAGGAAGGAUUUUACAGAUUAGCGGUGAGAGAAACAGAGAGAAAGAGGAGAAGAACGAUCAGUGGCACCGUAUGGAGAGGAGCAGCGGUAAGUUUAUAAGGAGAUUCAGGUUGCCGGAGAAUGCAAAAACAGGGGAAAUAAAGGCAGCGAUGGAGAAUGGAGUGCUGACUGUGACUGUUCCAAAAGAAGAAGAGAAGAAGAAAUCUGAGGUGAAGGCCAUUGACAUUUCUGGUUAAACAAGUGUUUGAUGAGAUUCCCUUUCUCAAUAAUAUCUGCUUUCUCAAGUACUUUUGGUUUUUGUUGGAGAUUAAGAUCUUAAUGUAUGUUUUAAGAUUGUGGUAGCAUUUGUAAACAGGACAAUGUCGCGAGUGUUUAAUUAAUGAAAAAUUUCUUUUUGUUGUAAACUGGAUGUCAACAUUAUUAUA
Solanum pennellii is the source of this 809-nucleotide messenger RNA. RefSeq names its product 17.8 kDa class I heat shock protein-like. The record is from RefSeq and is a predicted model, not a curated record. Gene Ontology annotation, biological process: protein complex oligomerization; response to heat; protein folding. The transcript has a single exon. NCBI's taxonomy places the organism in Eukaryota, Viridiplantae, Streptophyta, Magnoliopsida, Solanales, Solanaceae. The coding region runs from base 138 to 620 and encodes 160 amino acids.